AUGUCAGGGAUUGACGUGUUGGGGUUGAAAGAUCCAAACCCUAGUCUUUCAUACCAAGCGUCUUAUGCGCAUCCUUGCACUUCUUCCACCGUCUCCUCCGCAGCCUCCUCCUCUUCGUCGGUUUUCUCCCUGGAUGGGGUGUCCACCCAGGGGUCCAUUUCAUCAACCUCAACGAAUCCGGUGGAUGUGAUUUGGGAGAACGAUGGAGAAUACCAGGUGGCCGGACGAGGACUGGCUCCUCCGACAAACGGCUCUCGUGGCUGUUUGAGGGGGCUCGCUGUUCCCAAAGCCACCGACCAGGCGGUUGCCCCGGAGUUGCGCAAGCAUCCCCGGCGCACCAGCUACGUUCAACCCAACAAUACGACCUCCGCACGACCCCCGCCUUGUCUUAUGCGACAGUCGGAGCGGAAGGUCCAUUUCGUCGAUAACCUUGUCGGUAAGUCGUUGCCCGAUCUUUCAGUAUUCGAGCCCUCCCAAGCUAAGAAUUCGCCCGGUCCGGUUGAAGACACCGCGUCCCAGAUUGUCGAGAUCAUCUGGCCCCUGUCCGUCGUGUCCCUGCGAAGCGACUCGACCACUGGAUGCAAAGGGGUCUUGCCUCUUCGCACGUUCAUCCAGGAGACGCUUCGUCGAUCGCGGACUAGCUAUAGCACGUUACAGGUGGCACUCUACUAUCUGAUCAAGAUCAAGCCGCACGUGCCCAGCCCCGAUCUGACCCCGGAACAAAACAGCGGCAAACCCGUCUGCCGAGCCAUGCAGUGUGGCCGACGUAUGUUUCUAUCGGCUUUGAUCCUCGCGUCCAAAUAUCUGCAGGACCGGAACUACUCCGCCCGUGCCUGGAGCAAGAUCUCCGGCCUCAACACGCUGGAGAUCAACCAGAAUGAGCUGCUGUUCCUGCAAGCGGUUGAUUGGAAGCUCCACAUCCCCGAGGCCACCUUCCAACGCUGGACUGAGGUGGUCUUGAAAUAUACCCCCGGAGCGGGUGCUCAGCCGCUUGACGGUCAGACCUGGCGCUCGGUGCUGCCGAGACUCACCCCGGAUCUGGACGAGGUGGACGAUACCCCGAUGACGCCUUCCAGCAUGGAGGCAAUCGAUGCCCGGUCGAGGGUCGAUUCGCCAUCUCCUCGGGGAACCUCUAGGAGGGGAUCGUCUGAUUCCUCCUUCACGGGGAGCGAACCCUACGUCUUGCCAUCGCUUCCCGAGAGGCAAACGCCGCCCGCCUACGAUCCAGUGUCCCGCGUGGAAUCCUUCAAUCCGUCCCUCCCAUCGAUUCCGCGGCCGCCUAUGCUUCCGACCCCGCAGAUGACACCCCAGUCGAACAUGGCCACCACUCCUGCUGCGAGUGCUGGCUCAUUCCCGCCACACCGGCGUUACCUCUGUUCCGCUAUGUCUCAGAUGCAAAAUAUGUGUAUGGCGCGGUCGACUCUCGACCAGCGCCCCUCACUGCCGUUUUGCCCAAAGACCGGUGGUUCGCUGGAUGGCUAUCCGACCUUGGUGCGCCGAUCAUCUUUGGCUCGCUCAACUUCAUCUGCUUCGUCUCCGGAAUCGAUGGUCUCCGACGUGUCCACCCUGUCCUCGCAGUCCUCGCAGUCUUCUUCCAUGUCGAGCUUAUCGGGCAGUGUCGCUCUGCCUCGCCUAGCGAUGCAUGCCGCCCUGCGGCCCACGAAUCCGAUGAAGGAGGUCCGCAAGCCGCUGGCAGUCGCGUCGCCUAUUGACGAGGCCUGUCUGAGUGACUUUUGCCGCUCCCCUGAGAACUACGGUGGCCCGACCGGCCCGGUCCCGGACCUGUCCGACUUUUCGUUGGGAACACCGGUCGACCAUGAAGCCGCGCAAAGUCUCUGUGCGCUUUCUGGAGCUGCUGCUGCUCCCGCGAGGGCCAUAGGUCCAGGCGCUAGCCAGCGUCAGGGCCGCAAACGUGGCCGCGCGGGAUCGGAGGAUUUGCCGUUGCAGAACCAGGUGCGUCAGCUGAUGCAAUCCCACGCCAUUCGGGACGGUGUGGUGCUACCAGACCGCCACACGGUGGAUCUCUUCUUGAAUUCGGGGCCGCGUCGCUCGCAAUCUCUGACAGCGUCGCAGCUGAGCGCCCUCAACUCAUACGCUCCGCUUUCGGGGCCAGCGGGUAUGAAGCGUGCCUGCUGCGGCAGCGAAGCCAACAAGGUCGCGUUGAAUCCUAGGAUUCGCGCGGAUUAUCAGAGCUAG
Aspergillus tanneri is the source of this 2196-nucleotide messenger RNA. RefSeq names its product putative G1/S-specific cyclin Pcl5. The transcript has a single exon. Gene Ontology annotation, molecular function: cyclin-dependent protein serine/threonine kinase regulator activity; protein kinase binding. Gene Ontology annotation, cellular component: nucleus; cyclin-dependent protein kinase holoenzyme complex. The record is from RefSeq and is a predicted model, not a curated record. The coding region runs from base 1 to 2196 and encodes 731 amino acids. NCBI's taxonomy places the organism in Eukaryota, Fungi, Ascomycota, Eurotiomycetes, Eurotiales, Aspergillaceae. Gene Ontology annotation, biological process: regulation of cyclin-dependent protein serine/threonine kinase activity.